AUCUGCAAAUGGGUGUGAGAGGGAGGAAUCUACAAGAGGAGUCAAUGAGUGGUUGGCAGUCUGUCUGAUGUAAAGGCGAAAGAAAGAAUGAGGAAAUGGGGAUACAAGAGCAGAGGAGGGACUGCCCAGGGACUGCAUCUGAACGCUUCAAACGAGAGUUCACUGACAGAAGGAGGUCACUGAAUUAUUAUCUGUACAGGUACCACAAUCAUGGCGCCAAUCAGCACAGAUCUAGUAGGCUGGGCGGUCACAGAGCAACCAGAGGCUGCAUUUCUCUCCGUAGUCGUCCUCUUCAUCGCUAGCAUUGCACUCCUCGUUCUCUGUGCAAGCUGUAAAAAACAUUCAUUUGAGUUAGACAACCGCAGCCCACCUGAGCAGCAGAAAUCAUCCACUCUUGUGAGCGUGGCAAAAAUGGAUGACUCGAGAGGUGCCAGACAAAACCCUAUUGCUAAUGACAUCACUGAAGAUGAAAUCGGUUUAGAGGCUGAGGAGGGCGGCGCUGCAUACAGACCCUGGAGAAGUCACACUCUCACUCACGGUUCAAGCCUACAACCUCAAAUAAACGGCGGGGUUGGGGCGACUAUCUGAGGAAGUAUGAGAAAAGUGGAGUCACUGCUGUAGGCAAAACACCACCGGCAUCUAUAUUACACAACCUGAAAUUCUCACAUUAAGCAAACCCCUUCGCUAUUUUGGAGAUCAAUGGUUUUUGUAUCCUUCUGAAGCUAAGCUGUGGCAUUGACUCCCAUAAGUGCCCAUCAAACUUUGAGACUACAGGAACUAUAGGAGCCCCCCGAUCUGUUGGACUGAUUCAGGCUUUUUAGACGGUUUCAGACAAGAACGGGAAGGGGAAGCCUGAUCUUCUGGCCACACCUGUAUUGACAAAUAGGGAUCUCCAUUCAGAGGGUCACAGAUUAAAUGCAACAUAAACACAAAAAUCAGGCGUCAUCUACAUCUGAAGAGGAGGGGGAAGUGUCGAACAUCAAUACCAUCAUGACCUAAAGAAUUUUUUUUUUUUAUCUUUUUCUAAUGAAGUUCAGUAUUGUGAAAUUAUUCUGUAUACAUAUUAAUUCUUAUUAGGGGUAUACAUACAUACAAAUAUAUAUAUAUAUA
Molecule: messenger RNA, 1110 nt
Organism: Puntigrus tetrazona (Sumatra barb)
Lineage: Eukaryota; Metazoa; Chordata; Actinopteri; Cypriniformes; Cyprinidae
Exons: 8
Coding region: 211-588 (125 amino acids)
Source: RefSeq, a predicted model, not a curated record